AUGAUGAUCGACUGGGCCGAUCUUUUUCGGCAAGUGGGACGUCCGGUGCUACCGCCUGCACCCUUGCCAGAGGGCUUAGUCUUAACGGCUGCCGCGAAUGAUGGAGUUCCUGCACCGCUUUCUGUGAUGGUGGCCGGUCGCAAUAGCACGGAAGCGAAGCUCGUUGCAGAAGCAGCCUUGAAUGAGUGGGCGAACGACGACAGGAGUGAACGUUGGCGCCACGACGACUUCACUUUCUACGGCCCCGGCGGCAUUGGCCUCGCCAGACGCCGAGAAGUUUACCAAAAUCUCGUGAUUCAGCCGUUUCGAGCAGCUUUUGCCAAGCGCCGGGUGGAGAAGGACAUGCUGUUCUGCGAGGGAAACUAUUGUGCAGCGUGUGGGAGGUUCUGGGGCGAGCACGUUGGCACGUGGGUCGGACAGGUGGCGACUCAGAGGCGUGUCAGCUUGAGGUUCGGCAUGCACUGGCGAGUGGAGGAAGGCAGGGUCCGGGAGGCUUGGGCGAUUUUCGAUUUCCCUGGCUUCUUGAAGCAGUUGGGCAAGGACUUCUACGACAUAGCCAGGUAUGCCAAGGUCUUUAAAUUUUCGUGCAGUUUCGCAGCCUUGAACAUGGCCGAGGGCAUCGUGUGGAAGUGGUCUCCUCACCUUUGGCAGGACUUCAAGGCCUCGUGGGCUAUCACUCCUCCGUGCUGGUCGAUGGGGAGGAGUACUAUUUCACACCAAGCGGGAUUCGUUGUUACCCGAGACUUACCAGCCACAAGAAAGCGCGAGGUGUCCAACGGAAGCAGGUGGGCGAAAGCUGGCUACCGAGAAUCUGUCGAGGGGCCCGAAGGUCCAGGCGGCCCAGCGGACACCGAGCCUUUCCUAAGCAUUGCGAGCCGCUGUCAACCGCCUGGCAUCGCCCAUCUCACAGUUUUCUUUGAAGGCACGGCCAACACAAUCGAGCCCCUCAGUACCCAGAUCGGUCUCUUCUUCAACCUCACGGACGCUUUCGACGUCAGCGGUGGAACUCUGGGUGGAGCGCCCAUCAGUCAGCCAAGAAAGAUGGCAUUUGAUGGCUGUGGUGUUACAGACGGCUUCUGUGGCACCAUUUGUGCCAAAGGCUUGCGGAGGCAGUGUGCUGCCGUGCGACGUCAAGUCGACAGCUUGGUGGCCGAACUCGCCUCCAGCUGCCAAACCCCUCCGGCUUUGCGGGUCAAUGCUGUGGGCCUGUCUCGCGGAGGUGUUGCUUGCUUGUACCUAGCCCAAGCGCUGGCAGACCUGCAUAUGUCGACUUGCGAGCUUUCGUUGUUGUUGUUUGAUCCUGUUCCUGGUGAUUUGCUGACAGUUGCACAGCUCGACUUAUUUCGGCUCUCGAAUACUUCCGCGUGCUGUGAUGUUUCCACAUGCCAGUGCCUCGCACGUGUUUUAGCGUUGUACCCAUACGAACCUUUGCCUGCAAUCGCUUGCCAUGCUCCAGUCCUAUGCCACUAUCCGGAGCACUGCCUGGUUGAGGAGGAAGUCACGCCUGGCUGUCAUCAGGGGGCCUUGCAAGUGCACGGCUUGCAGGGGCCGCGCUUAGAUUUUGACUCUGCACUCUCUUUUCUGCGCAUACGCCGCUGGCUGAUGGAGUGUGGGACGCCUCUAGAUCAACGACACCUGGACUGCACAGUCUCGGUAAAGACGCUCGAGGAUUUCUGCCUGCGGAAAUGUAACCAGGAGGCGAGGCGUAACCGUGCCAGCGUCCGGUCCUCCCACAGUGCCCACAGCUAUUGGGGAGCCACCAUAGCUCGAAGACAGAUAUCAGCAGAGGAGGAGGCAUACCUGAACCAGCACCACAAGCUGCUGUCGAAUGCAGUCUCCCGCGAAGACAGCGAAUGGAUUUUGGAAAUACAACGGGAGGCCAAGAACCUGUGCUUCGAGCAUGACCCACGACACGGCCAGACCUGUUCCGCCGGGGAUGCGUGCCCGAAAGAGCAUUUGGACACGUUCCAGGAGGAUCUGGCCGAGCGUUUGGACACGGCCAGAAGAGCAUGGGAGGAAGCACUUCUUCGACGCAGGCAGAAAGAAGAAGAGGGCAGAUCGAGUCUCCAACCUUCAACAGCACCCAGCUCAAGGACUUUGCGUGCAUCUUGUACGCCGCACAUUUGCGAGGACCUUCCGGUGCCACCAGGUAUCUUUGAGGUGCCAUGGUACUACGAUGAGAGGUGGUUCCGUCGGGCGACUGCUGCAAGGUUGAUCUCUUCAGCCAGCUUCUUGGCCUGCUCUGCUCUCUGGGCCUGCACGCCGCGGCUUCGGCGGUAUCGGGAGAUGCAUCCUGACACGAGGCCAGUCUUUGCAUCCGACAUGGGUGAGCGAUUCGCAAGGAUGCUAGCUUCCUUUCGAACGCCCGCUGUGCUCUGCGUGGAGAAGCCUUACCUGGAAGGCUUCGUCGAUGGUUUCGCAAAGUCAGCUGCGGGAGAUUUCGUUCUACUAGCCGUGAAUGGUGGAGACGCGCCAUUGUCCACCGAUCUCCAGCGUCGCAUCGGAGCACUGCCGGGCUUGAAGGCUUGUUUUGCGAUGAAUCUCCACAAACCUUCCGAUGGCCGCUUCUUUCCUCUUCCUGUCGGCCUGCCUCAUCACUGCGAUGGCCUCCAUCGUGGAAGACUGCGAGGCUCAGGUGAUGCCGAGUUGUUGAUUGAACGAGUCCGGCGCUGCGCGGCUGCCUGGGAAGCACGCGACCGGAGGCUUCUGGUCACACCGAUGCAGGCCAGCCGCCUGCGGACAAGAUACAUUGAAGCCUUGACUCAGCCUGAGUUCUCCCAGCUGGUUCAUGUGGUGACGAGCCCGAGCCGGCUGGACUUCCCGGACUUCCUUUCUCUCUUGAGCCAACACCGAGCUGUUCUCUCCCCUCCAGGGCGAGGACACGACUGCUAUCGCACAUGGCAAGCGUUGGCGGUUGGGACUGUGCCGCUGGUCGUGCAGGAUCCGCUCUUCGACGAGCGUUUGUACGAGAUUGCCAAGCUGCCGGUGAUUCCGUUUCCGGAGAACCUGACUCCAGAUUCGCUGCAGGCUUUGCUGGAGCGGCUUGUGAAUCCAGAUCCUUGGCAGCGCUGCGUGGAGACAACGUACUGGGCAGACAUAUGGCGACUCCACCUCCAAGAUCAAAGCCAGGGCUGA
Messenger RNA from Symbiodinium sp. CCMP2592, 3135 nucleotides. NCBI's taxonomy places the organism in Eukaryota, Dinophyceae, Suessiales, Symbiodiniaceae. The record is from the annotation of a GenBank genome assembly.